CACUCCGGAGCGCAGAGGAUCAGAGCGCAGCUCUUCUUUCCACAUCUGCAGCAGCCCUGACUCUGGAUCCUGCACGUCUUCACUCCUGUUUUGUGGACCUCUUUUAUAAAGACAGCGCUAUGGAUUUUCAACCCUGACGCUCUGCACGUUCUUCUGGCAUCCCGAGAAGAAUUUUAAAACUGAAAGUCAUGAUGUGAACGUUCAGAAACCUUUUUCCCAAUGAUUGAGACCAGCACGCUGAGUAUGUUGGACAGAACUGAACCGGCGCAGUGCACAGUGUGCUGCUGCACUCUGGUCAAUAAAAUCCUGAUGGUGCUCUUCAUGGUGUUGCUGACGUUCGCCACCUUAAUUGGGAAUCUGGUGACUCUGGCUGUGAUGGUGGGCAACAAACACUUCCACACACCGCAGGGCUACCUGAAGGCAUCCCUGGCUGUUGCCGAUCUGGCUGUGGGGAUAUUUGUGGUGCCGCUGUCCAUCUACGUCGAGGUCUACCUCAUGGUGGCGGAAUCAGCACCCGAGUGGACUUCGUACAACUCACAGUCGGUGAGGUUUCACCCGUGCAACAUCAUCGGUCCGAUUUUCGCCGGGUGCACCUUGGUCUCCAUCACCACCAUCUUCCUGUUGACGAUUGAGCGGAGCAUUGCGGUGCUCAGGCCGCUGCACAAGGACUCGGUUAUUACUCGUAAAAGGACGACAAUCCUCAUUUUCCUCUCCUGGGUGGGCAGCUUCCUCUUGGCCGUGUGUCCGCUGGUUUUCAGCAGUGAGAUCGCUCUCGAGUAUAACUCCUGCAGCAGGAUGUGUAACUAUGCCUUGGGGACCAUUGGAGAGUUCCCCAGCCAGGCCUGGAACAUUCUCCUCCUUUUCCCUGCAUUUGACUUUACGCUGCUCGGGGGCACUGUUGUCAUUAACAUCAUUUCUCUGUCCAGCAUCAGGCAGCACUCAAAACACAGAAAAACACUGGCAGAAACUGAAAUCCAUACCACAAGUAAUCCAACUUUCUCGGACAUUAAAGCAGCCAAGACCAUUGGGACCCUAACCGUGGCCUUCACGGCGUCGUUCACCCCCAUCGCCGUCUUUGUGGUUGGGAAUGUUUUGGGGAACGAAUGGUGCAACUUCUCCUUCUUUGCCUUCUGGAUUUUGGCUACGAACAGUUGCUGGAAUGUCAUUAUUUACAGCGUGAGGGAUCAGAAGUUCAGACUGCGUGCACAUAAACUUCUCAUGCCUCACAGACAAAACACCACCAAAACCUAAACACACAAAGAGCUGAAGACUCACUGAUCAGGGCGAUGUCAUUUAGAUGUUUGUAUGUCAUCUGGACUUUUUGUCCAUCUCAGUGUUAGUCUCCUUCAGAGACAUACUGUCUGCAUGUCUCGUGGAUCGCUAUGAUGAAAUUGCUUGAAGCCGUUUUGCAAAAAUAAAAAGCAUGAAGGGUUUUUAUUUA
This is a messenger RNA of Austrofundulus limnaeus, 1441 nucleotides long. Its product is annotated as 5-hydroxytryptamine receptor 1B. Gene Ontology annotation, cellular component: membrane. Gene Ontology annotation, biological process: G protein-coupled receptor signaling pathway. The transcript is spliced from 2 exons. Bases 220 to 1251 code for a protein of 343 amino acids. Gene Ontology annotation, molecular function: trace-amine receptor activity. The record is from RefSeq and is a predicted model, not a curated record. NCBI's taxonomy places the organism in Eukaryota, Metazoa, Chordata, Actinopteri, Cyprinodontiformes, Rivulidae.